This is a messenger RNA of Knipowitschia caucasica, 1617 nucleotides long. Lineage: Eukaryota; Metazoa; Chordata; Actinopteri; Gobiiformes; Gobiidae. The record is from the annotation of a GenBank genome assembly.
AUGAGUUAUCACUGUCCUCGUCAGUCUGAGCCCCAACAGCCCCAGCCUUGUCCUUAUCUGCGGCUCAAGGCCACCGUCUUUAAUGUCGCUGGGAUUGGGUAUGCCUCCAUUGUGAUCGUGUCACUGCUCAACAUCUACUACAUCGUCAUCCUGGCCUGGGGAGUUUACUAUCUGUUCCAGUGUUUCCAACCGGAACUGCCCUGGGCGCGCUGUAACCAGCCCUGGAACACCGAGCGCUGCAUUGAGGACACGUAUCGAAAGAACAAAUCCCUAUGGAUGGUUGGCAACGCCACCAGCCUCUCCAACUUCACCUCCCCUGUCACCGAGUUCUGGGAACACAACGUACUGGGCAUCACCAAUGGGAUCGAGGACAUUGGUCAGAUCAAAUGGGACCUGGCCCUGUGUCUGCUGCUGGUCUGGGUCAUCUGCUUCUUCUGCAUCUGGAAGGGGGUCAAGUCCACUGGAAAGGUGGUUUACUUCACUGCCACAUUCCCGUUCAUCAUGCUCAUCGUGCUGUUGAUCCGUGGAGUGACUCUGCCCGGUGCUUACGAAGGAAUCAAGUUUUACCUGUACCCCGACCUCAACCGCCUCAAGGACCCGGAGGUGUGGAUCGACGCAGGCACCCAGAUUUUCUUCUCCUACGCCAUUUGCUUGGGUGCCAUGACUUCUUUGGGGAGCUACAACAAGUACAAAUACAACUGCUACAGGGACUGUUUGCUGCUGGGAGCCCUCAACAGUGGUACCAGUUUUGUGUCUGGAUUCGCAAUAUUUUCCGUCCUGGGCUUCAUGGCACAAGAGCAAGGGGUGGAGAUUGCUGAUGUGGCAGAGUCAGGUCCCGGCCUGGCGUUCAUAGCGUACCCUAAGGCAGUCACCAUGAUGCCUUUCCCAACUGUAUGGGCCGUCUUGUUUUUUAUAAUGCUGCUGCUGCUUGGCCUCGACAGUCAGUUUGUGGAGGUGGAAGGGCAGAUCACUUCUCUAGUCGAUCUGUAUCCGUCCUUCCUAAGGAAGGGUUACCGCAGAGAGAUCUUCAUCGCUAUACUCUGCUGCAUCAGUUACCUGCUCGGACUCACCAUGGUCACCAAGGGUGGCAUGUACGUGUUCCAGCUGUUCGACUACUAUGCAGCCAGCGGUGUGUGCCUUCUGUGGGUGGCAUUCUUUGAAUGCGUUGCUGUUGCCUGGGUUUAUGGCGCUGAUAAUUUCUAUGAUGCCGUUGAGGACAUGAUUGGCUACAGACCAAACCCUUGGAUGAAAUGGAGCUGGAGUUUCAUCACUCCUUUACUGUGUGUGGGCUGCUUCAUUUUCUCCUUGGUUAAAUAUAAGCCAUUGACGUACAAUAAGGUCUACAAGUAUCCAGACUGGGCCAUCGGUGUGGGCUGGACUCUGGCUCUGGCCUCCAUGAUCUGCAUCCCCAUGGUGGUGGUCAUCAAGAUCAUCCGCUCUGAUGGGCCGCUCAUCGAGAGGAUCAAGGCGGUGGCGGCCCCGGUGCGUGGAGGGGCCAGCUCUCGUCCCGCUGGUCACCGCGGCCUGAAGGAGCUCGCUUACCCCCUGGACCCCAACAUGAACAAGGGGCUGCUGCUCAAAGCACCCAGCCACACCAUCGUGGAGACCAUGAUGUAG